Lentinula edodes (shiitake mushroom) is the source of this 780-nucleotide messenger RNA. RefSeq lists its product as uncharacterized. The record is from RefSeq and is a predicted model, not a curated record. The coding region runs from base 1 to 780 and encodes 259 amino acids. Gene Ontology annotation, biological process: fungal-type cell wall polysaccharide metabolic process. The transcript is spliced from 5 exons. NCBI's taxonomy places the organism in Eukaryota, Fungi, Basidiomycota, Agaricomycetes, Agaricales, Omphalotaceae. Gene Ontology annotation, cellular component: fungal-type cell wall.
AUGCGUGUAGCUCUCCUAUUGGCCUCUCUAUUCGCAAAUUCCUUCGCAGCGCCCAUCCCCCGUGCCGAGAGGCCCUUGCUUCGUCGCACUGUGAACGCGAAGCGCGGUAUUGCAUUUUCGGAUACGACGACUUCCGACCUCAGCAAUGCGGCCAAUACAGCGAUUUCCUGGGAAUAUAAUUGGGCCGUCACUCCUCCAACAAAUUUACCGUCAGGAAUAGAGCACGUUCCUAUGCAGUGGGGACAGGCUAACAUUGAAGCUUUCGAGAACACCGUCAAGGAAGCUGGUGCCAAAUAUGUGUUGGGAUUCAAUGAGCCUGAGCAACCGAGUCAAUCUAAUAUCAACGCAACGGCUGCUGCAUCGCUCUGGCAGAAAUACAUGAAUCCACUCAGUGCUUCUGGCAUCAAAAUCGGUGCUCCUGCUGUAUCAUCUGCUCCCGAAGGAAAAACCUGGCUCGAUGAUUUUUUUUCUGCGUGCGACAAGAAGUGCAAAAUCGAUUUUCUUCCCCUUCAUUGGUAUGGCCAGGGCUCGCAGUAUUUCUUGGGAUAUUUGUCGGACAUGCAUACAGCUUUUCCUGAAUACAAUCUGUGGGUGACGGAGUUUGCAGAUACUACAAUGAAUAACGAAGCCACUGUAAAAACCUUCCUCACGGAUUCAAUACAGAAAAUGGAUGCGUUGACAUACGUUGAGCGCUACUCCUGGUUCGAUUAUUCGGUAAAUUUCUAUCUACUCGACGACAACGGGGCAUUGAAUGAUCUAGGGAAAGCGUAUAUUCAAUGA